Molecule: messenger RNA, 1860 nt
Organism: Neltuma alba
Lineage: Eukaryota; Viridiplantae; Streptophyta; Magnoliopsida; Fabales; Fabaceae
Product: tryptophan synthase beta chain 1-like
Exons: 5
Coding region: 186-1607 (473 amino acids)
Biological process (GO): L-tryptophan biosynthetic process
Cellular component (GO): chloroplast stroma; cytoplasm
Molecular function (GO): tryptophan synthase activity
Source: RefSeq, a predicted model, not a curated record
UCCGGCCCCCCAAACCUCCCGUACGAUGAUGUGUUGAAACUUGCAACCACUCGAUUUUCACUGCGAUUUAAGGAAGAAAAGCCGACAUUUGAGUCUAUAAAUUUUACUUCUUGCUCGUCUCAUAUCUACAUUCUCAUAAACCCUUCAUUUCUGAUCAAAUUUCUGGAAUCAGAGCUCACACGGCCAUGGCUUAUCCCGUUACAAGCUCUGCUACAUGCAGAAACCAUUUCGACUGUACAAGGAUGAUUCCAAAGGAGAUGUUCCCUUCUUCGCAUUUACCCUCAAACUUCCUCAAAUUUACUCCUUGCCCUUCUUCAUGGGUUACUCGAACUUCCCCUUCUGUCUCGUGUUCGCUCGUCAAAGAGCCUGCGUCUGUUCUCGCAGAAGACGGAAAUGGGUCGAUGGUAUUGCAGCGACCCGAUUCGUUUGGCCGCUUCGGUAAAUUUGGCGGCAAGUACGUCCCUGAGACUCUAAUGUAUGCGCUCAGCGAGCUUGAGGACGCUUUUCAUUCCCUUUCUGCUGAUGAAGAUUUUCAGAGAGAACUUGGUGGGAUUUUGAAAGACUAUGUGGGCAGGGAGAAUCCUCUUUAUUUUGCAGAGAGGUUGACAGAGCAUUAUAAGCGUCCUAAUGGUGAAGGGCCUCACAUCUAUUUGAAGAGGGAAGAUCUUAACCACACUGGGGCUCACAAAAUUAACAAUGCUGUUGCCCAAGCCUUGCUUGCCAAACGGUUGGGUAAAAAACGCAUUAUUGCGGAAACUGGAGCUGGGCAGCAUGGAGUUGCCACUGCUACUGUAUGUGCUAGAUUUGGUUUACAAUGUAUAAUUUAUAUGGGUGCACAGGAUAUGGAAAGACAAGCCCUUAAUGUCUUCAGGAUGCGUCUUCUUGGUGCGGAGGUAAGAGCUGUCCAUUCUGGCACAGCGACUCUGAAGGAUGCUACAUCAGAAGCUAUAAGGGAUUGGGUGACGAAUGUGGAGACAACUCAUUAUAUUUUAGGUUCUGUUGCGGGUCCACAUCCAUAUCCUAUGAUGGUAAGAGAGUUCCAUUCUAUGAUUGGCAAGGAAACCAGAAAACAAGCUUUGGAAAAGUGGGGAGGGAAACCUGAUUUGCUGGUUGCAUGUGUUGGUGGAGGUUCAAAUGCUAUGGGACUUUUCAAUGAAUUUGUUGAUGACAAAGAUGUCAGGCUGAUUGGUGUCGAGGCAGCAGGGUUUGGCCUUGACAGUGGCAAGCAUGCUGCAACAUUAUCAAAGGGAGAAGUUGGGAUUUUACAUGGGGCUAUGAGCUAUCUGCUGCAGGAUGAUGAUGGGCAGAUAAUCGAGCCUCAUUCUAUUAGUGCAGGCUUGGAUUACCCUGGUGUUGGACCUGAACACAGCUAUUUGAAAGAUUUAGGACGUGCUGAAUAUCAUAGUGUCACUGAUGAAGAAGCAUUGGAAGCUUUUAAGAGAGUUUCAAGACUUGAAGGUAUAAUCCCAGCAUUGGAGACAUCUCACGCCUUGGCAUAUCUCGAGAAGCUUUGCCCGACCCUUCCGAAUGGAGCCAAGGUUGUGGUUAACUUCAGCGGCCGAGGCGAUAAAGAUGUGCAGACUGCCAUCAAGUAUUUGAAGGUUUGAGUAAGGGUCAUAUUCUGCUAUGAUUUGAGGUGUCCAGUGAAGAUCAACAAGCUUGACUGCUGAGUAGCUUCAUCUUCAUGCGAGGGAGUUAGUAUCAGUUUAAUUUUGUAUAAAGCAAAGUUCUGUGUUUGGGAAAAAGUUAUGCAUGUGUUAUUUAAUGCUUGUAGCCCAUUUUGCUGGAUGCUGGUUUUAUUAAUAAGGACUAUGAUUUAAAAUCUACUAAUAAAGCAAUUUGUUUUGUCUCCUUGUGAUA